This is a messenger RNA of Castor canadensis (American beaver), 400 nucleotides long. The record is from RefSeq and is a predicted model, not a curated record. Lineage: Eukaryota; Metazoa; Chordata; Mammalia; Rodentia; Castoridae.
CUAGAAAGUUUCAAGAUCAUGGACUACAGCCUUUUGCUGGGAGUCCAUGUCUUGGAUCACUCCCUUAAAGAAGAGGAGCCUUCACAAAACGUGCCUGAUGCAAGGCGGCCUGGGGUGCAGAAAGUCCUCUACUCAACAGCCAUGGAGUCCAUCCAGGGUCCAGGGAAGCCUGGAGACGGGCUUGUCACCGAGAACCCAGACACAAUGGGAGGCAUUCCAGCUAAAAGCCAUAAGGGAGAAAAGCUACUUUUAUUUAUGGGCAUUAUUGACAUUCUACAAUCAUAUAGGUUAAUGAAGAAGUUAGAGCAUUCCUGGAAAGCACUUGUCUAUGACGGGGAUACUGUUUCAGUUCAUAGACCAAGUUUUAUGCAGACAGAUUUCUAAAGUUUAUGAAUUCCAG